Molecule: messenger RNA, 2262 nt
Organism: Papilio polytes (common Mormon)
Lineage: Eukaryota; Metazoa; Arthropoda; Insecta; Lepidoptera; Papilionidae
Product: vitamin K-dependent gamma-carboxylase
Exons: 8
Coding region: 3-2162 (719 amino acids)
Biological process (GO): peptidyl-glutamic acid carboxylation
Molecular function (GO): vitamin binding; gamma-glutamyl carboxylase activity
Source: RefSeq, a predicted model, not a curated record
AUAUGAAGGAGAAAUUAAGAGCUAUCUACGAUUCAGUAGACAGAAAAUUCUUUGAGCAAUUUGAGUUCCGCAUGCGAGAGACGAAUGUACGAAAGCUCGCUGUGUAUUUGCACAAGCCAAAGGAUGCGUCGAGUUUAGCUGUUACCAGAAUAUUGUUUGGCAUAGCGAUGUUAUUCGACAUCCCGGACGAGCGCGGGGGCGCGGCGUUGGCUGCGCGCUGGGGUGACCCUAGCACCUGCCGCUUCCCACUGCUGCCCUUCCUCCAGCCGCUCCCGAUGCCGCAUAUGGCUGUCGUCUACGCCGCGCUUUGGUUAGGUGCGCUAGGAAUCGCUCUAGGCUACAAAUACCGCAUCAGUUCUAUCACCUUCACGGCGUGUUUCUGGUAUCUUUUGCUGGUGGAGAAGAGUUACUGGAACAACCACAGCUAUCUCUUCGGCCUUGUCGGCUUCCUGCUCACGUUCACGCAGGCUAACUGCUAUUGGUCCAUUGACGCCUAUUUGAAUCCAGCAUUAUCCUCACCGACUGUCCCGUACUGGAAUUAUUUUAUUCUGAAGUACCAGUUUUUUAUUCUCUACUUCAUGGCGGGCGUAAAGAAAGGCACCGCAGAAUGGCUGACUGGUUACUCUGUGCAGAAUCUAAGUGAACACUGGGUGUUUAAUCCAUUUAAAUUGUUCCUGUCAGUAUCUCAGACUGACUACCUGGUGGUGCAUUGGUUUGUGUUUGCCUUCGACCUGACGGUGGCGGGCUGGAUGAUGUGGUCUCGCUCCCGUCACAUCGCCAUGAUCCUCUGUGCUCUAUUCCAUUUGAUGAACAGCAGACUGUUUAGGAUCGGCAUGUUUCCAUGGGUUUGUUUAGCGACGAUGCCGCUAUUUUAUCCUUUUGACUGGCCAAAUUUAGUAUUCAACCAUGUAAGAGAUUCAUACUCGAGAAGCAAAUCAAUAAUUUGUAAAUACAUGUGCAUGCUACUAACUGACAGAACUGUGCAAAAUAAAAAGGAAACUUUAAAUGAAGAAAAUUCCGAGCAAAUAGAAAAUAACACCAAAGAAAUGUCUGAUGAAGAUUCAUCAAAGAUUGCAGUUGACGAAACUCUUAAAGCAAAGAAGGAAAACAAUAUUGAUACCGAAAAAAUUGAUAGUACAAAUUCGUCAGAAACUGCCGAAGCUGAUCAUACUGACAGAGAUGUGAACGAAGGAAAAAGAAUAUUGACGUGUAUUUUAAUCGGAAUUUACGUAUUUAUACAAGGUUUUCUACCUUUUUCGCACUUCAUUACUAAGGGUUACAAUAAUUGGACGAAUGGUCUUUACGGAUAUUCUUGGGAUAUGAUGGUUCACACGUGGGAUAUGGAUUCGGUUGUGGUGAAAGUAGUCGAUAACGAAAAUAACAUAGAGUUCUACGUCGAGCCACACCAUUUCACGCCUAAUGAACGCUGGUCCCGGCACGGCGACAUGGUGCACCAAUAUGCGCGAUGCAUCAAAAACAAUAUAUUAACAGAGUCUAGAAAAAGAAAAUGGAAUGACGAAGGCAAUCACCUUAAUGAUAAUAUCUCAAUUUAUCUCGAUGUCUGGUCCUCCUUAAAUGGUAGAUUCACUCAGCGAAUGUUUGAUCCGAAAGUUGACUUAUUGAAUGUUUCGUGGUCUCCAUUUACCCCUGUAUCUUACUUGAUGCCGCUCCUCGACGAGGGUCUGAGCUGGAGGGAGCACUUGCUGCACGUGAGGGAUACUGUACACUCGUGGAAUAACAACAGUGACGUCAUUUUUCUUGCCGAUUUUCCUGGGUAUGAAUACGAGAAAUAUGUACCCGAAGAAUUAAAGAAUGUCACCCUCACUGUGUUAGAGGGACGUGUCGUGUACGAACCAGAAACUGCACCGGACCUGAUCGGCAGAUCCUAUCAGCUCCGGACUGGGGACGAAAUCGAACUGACUUCUGGGAUUUUCCACAAGAUUCUAAAUGUCGGUGACGCUCCCGCCUAUUAUAUGUACACGUUUUAUAACAGCUCGGCAGUUAACCAUUCUCUAUCCAAGCCAAUACCAAAGUUACCUAUUGUAAUGGAGCUACAAAGACGUUUCAACAAUAUGGCAAAGUUUGCAAAUGAUAUUAUUACAAGCUUAAUUCAAUUAUUAUUUAAUGUUUCCAAAUGUUUUGUUCAACAAUGCGAAAAUUAAUAAAUUAGCUUAAUACCUUUGGUGUCGAUAUAAUUAACAUAUUUUGUGCAACACUACGCUUGUAAACAUUCAUUAAUAAAGGUCUAGUGUUAUUUUAAUA